Molecule: messenger RNA, 1348 nt
Organism: Bradysia coprophila
Lineage: Eukaryota; Metazoa; Arthropoda; Insecta; Diptera; Sciaridae
Source: RefSeq, a predicted model, not a curated record
CAUGCUUACUAAAUUUUGAACGUUACUUUAGUACUCUCCUGAAAAUUCUACUGUAAAUUUGCUAACAAUAAAUUCUCAUUUUCUCUAAAUUUAAAACUUUGAAAUUUUCAAAUUCUGAAAUAUGUUCCUGCGCACACAUUUGGCAAAACUUACAAGACCGUUAUAUAAUCAAUUCAAAUCAGUUAUGAGCUUUGGGGACUCAAUCGCUUCUAGUAAUGCUUUCGUUCGAAGCGCCUCGAACAUGACAGCGGUACAAUUACCAGAUAUGCUACUUACGAAACGACGUCCAGAGUUGUCUUUAAAAUUUGACCCACGGACGAGGAAACUAUCUUUGCAACUAGGGGACCAACAACUCGGAUCUACUCCAAACCAAACCAAUAGUAAAUUCUGUUCCUACUGCAAUGCGCCGCAAUGUAAACUUUUAGCUAAGUCAUCCGAAAAGGACGAUGCUAAUAAUGAAUUAUCGAAAAAUGACGACAGGAAAAUAGUCACAAUAUCGAUUGAUAGAGAAGCAUUUUGUCGAGCUAUUUGCAAUAGUCCAGAAAGUGGUUCGCCAACUGGAAAAACAGAAGCAGUUACUGAUGGUGAGUAUUGUCAGUAUUGCAAUGCCCCAAAAUGUAAGCUCACGGCAAAGCAAACUGACAAUGUUAGAAGUAUUGAAGAAUCAACCGAAUAUUGCGAAUUAUGUAAAGCGCCAAAGUGUAAACUUGAAGAAAAAUUAGCUGUAACUCCAGUUAAGAACGACGUGGAUGUUCGAUCGGAAAAUCCCAACAAGAUAGAGAAAGGUUUUGAGUACUGUAAAUAUUGCGAUGCGCCGAAAUGUAAACUUACCGAAAAAUUCGAAAGGCUUCGAAGUGAUGUUAACGCGAAAUCGUCUGAAGGAAGCAGUAAAACCAAAACUUCUUUGUCGAAAAAACGUAAUAAGUACAGCGACACCAGUAGAAAUACGGAUGAAGAAAUGGAACUUUCAAACGACGUAACAAAGGGUCCACACUACUGUUCGGUUUGCAAAUCACCGAUAUGCAAGUUCGAGCUACCGCAAACUACCCAAACAGAAAACGAUGUAGAAAACAUAUCCGACACGUCUAAGAGCUCAGAUAAAAUUAGCAUAACCUUGAAUCCUUCCGAAAUUUGUGCAACGAUAUGCGCGGAAACUUCAAAGAAUGCGUCCGUCAAACCGAUCAUGAAUAGUCCCGAAAAGCGUUUAUCGAGAAGUAAUAAAUUCAAUGCCAGUUACGAUAAAGACAAUUCUAAAAUUUAAGGAUUCUUGAAAUGGUAUUGGCUAACCUGUUCAGGUUUAGUUCAAAAUUAAAUUUAUAAAAAUUUCUGAAAUAAAAUUGUUUUUCAA